AUGUACCUGAGGAGCGUUGCCCGCGCCCCUUACCUGCUCUGUGCCUGGAUCUGGCAGCACCCGCAGGGGUUAAUCCGGCGGAGGAGAUCUGCAUGGUGCCAUUAUAAAGCCGUGAUCUUUGAGGCAAGCGCAGUGCUCCUCCCGUCCCCUUACAAGACAGCCACGGACUGGGAGGCCCGGAAUUGUAUUCCAGCCGGCACCAUCCAGCAAGCUAUACUCUCUGGUGGGGAAAAUAGUCCCUCUCUGAAGUACACAAGAGGAGAGCUGACGACUGUGGAGUUUUUGCAGGAAUUGGGACAGCAGUGCUUUGAGAUUGCAAAUGUCUGUGUUCCAGUGGACUCUUUUCUCUCGGACUUAAUCAGAAAGGAGAUGAUAAAACAGCUCCCCAUAAUGGCAGAAGCAGUACAGUGUAUCCGUGCAGAAGGUCUUAAGACAGCUCUUCUAAGCAACAACUUCUGCCUGCUGAAUGGAGAGAGCUUUCUGCCCCUAGACCAAAAGCACUUUGAUGUGAUAGUUGAAUCUUAUCGGGAAGGAAUGCGCAAGCCAGAUCCUCGUAUUUACAAGCUGUGCUUGGAGCGCUUGGGCGUUCAGCCCCAGGAAUCCAUCUUCCUCGACAACAGCAGCCAGAACCUAAAAGCAGCAGCCCGGCUUGGCAUUAAAACGGUGAAGGUCGAUGAUCCAGAAGUAGCACUCAAAGAGCUGGAAACCUAUCUGCGUUUUCCUUUGCAAGGGUUUGUUCCAUAUACUCGUUCAGUGAGACCAAGUGUGGAAAUCCCAAAAGAUCAUCUGCAAAAGUACCUUGAAAAUGUCCUCGGUGACCACAUAACAGGCCCACUAGUGUUAUGGCAGUUUGGCCACGGACAGUCUACCCGGACCUAUUUUGUCAAGUUUGGAGAUCGCUUGCUGGUGCUGAAGAAGGAGCCCUCUGACAGCCUGUGUCCCUCAGGCCCUGCUGUCAGCAGGGAAUACAGCUCUCUGACUCAUCCUGGCAGGGUACUGAAGGCACUCUCUGAGGCUGGUGUUCCUGUUCCCACUGUACUUGCUCUCUGCGAGGACAGAAGCACCUUUGGCACACCUUUCUACCUGAUGGAGCACUGUGCUGGCCGUGUCUACAGCGACGUCUCCCUCCCUGCACUGCAGCCUAGCCAGCGGAGGGCUAUUUAUGCUGCCAUGAGUCAAGUCCUCUCCACGAUCCACAGCGUAGACCUCAGAGCAGCCAAGCUGGAAGACCUCGGGGAGCAUGGUAAUUACAUUCAGCGGCAAGUUGAGACCUGGACAAAGGAGUAUCGAGCUAUGGAAACUCAUGUUAUCCCAGCGAUGGAGAGACUCAUCGAGUGGCUGCCUCUGCAUUUUCCUGAAUCUCAGAAGACGACAGUCGUGCAUGGUGAUUUCAGGAUGGACAACCUGGUCUUUCAUCCAGACAGGCCAGAAGUCCUUGCUGUCCUUGGCUGGAAGCUUUCAACUCUAGGAGAUCCCAUCUCUGAUUUGGCGAAUAACUGUAUGGCCUACUUCCUGCCACCUCACUUUAAUGCACUGAGAGGCUUGAGGAAGUGUGAUUUGGGGCGCCUGGGAGUCCCCACGGCAGAGGAGUAUUCCCAGAGCUACUGUGGCCACGUGGGAGUGGAGCGCCCCGAGAACUGGAAUUUCUACAUGGCCUUUGCCUUUUUCCGACUGGCUGCAGUGCUGCAGGGACUCUACAAACGCUCUCUGGCAGGGAGACCAGCUCCAGGUGAAAGCAGCCCGGAAGAUGCAGAGUUCGUGGCUGACCUGGCUUGGGAGUUUGCCAUAAAAGAAGGAUUCCGUGUGUUUGACAGCCUCCUCACCACAAAGCCUCUCGCACGACGUUACAGCACCUGGGCCAGGCGCGGGCCGAUCCUCAGCAGGAGCUAUGGUACCUGGCCAUGUCCUGGGGCAGCUCCUGUGCCCAAAGUCCCCCUGGUCACUCCCCCCACCAGCCUGCUGGGGAUGGCCCGGGGUCUUUGCUGCAAGCUGGAAAAGAUCAUGGGUGUCCAGUGGAGUUUUCUGAUUUCCCAGCCCAGAUGGACUCCACGUCCUCUUCUAGAACUGAAGGUCUCUGGAGCAGAGCAUCUCAGCAGUGCAGACCCCAGCCUGGUGCUUCACUCGGACCUGAGCUCCAUGUCUGGCUGAAGGUCCCGCGUGGUUUACAGGACAGCGCUCUCCAAACCGGAGCUGAGCCACUAGCCGCAGCGCUGGGGAGCCUGGGACGUGAGCCUAAACCAGCCACUCUGGCAUGGGAGAGGUCGUGCUAACGGCAGCCUGGGAGCUUCUGAAUUUCAGUGGUGUUUGCUGUUAUCUGGUGUCUGGGCUCAGUGCCUUUAUUGCCAAGCUCAAUAGGUAUGGGGCAAAAUCCAUCCUUGGAUGAUGAGGCUGCAGGCAGUCAAUACCAGCCUUGCAGGGGGGAGAGCUGGUCAGGAAUGAUCAGGCUAGGGGUGCAAGGCUUGGUUUUGGGAAUAAAGAGAAUGGAGCAGGGUGUCUGUCCUCCUUCAGCACACCUCCAGCAACCUGCAGAUGCUAGAAGAGUCCUUGGUGAUGGGGGGAACUGAAUCAGGUCCUUGAGGACUCUGGAUUCAGGGGAGACUCUGGAGCUGAGGCAGUGCCUGGCUCCUGGAGCUGGGAGGAACUGGGAGGACUCCAUGGUCCCAUGACUGCAGUGGAUCUCUCUGGGUUUCUUUGGAGACCACGGAGGAUGCAGACUGGAUCAAUGGGGCCUUUAAGUGCUUCACAGAGGCCAGCAGCAAGGGGAGAACUGUGGGAAUAAUCAUGGUAAUUCCUGGGCUCUUUAUGUGUAGUCUAGUAUUAAUUCAGUAUUAAAGUGAU
This is a messenger RNA of Gymnogyps californianus (California condor), 2838 nucleotides long. It is a transcript of the gene ACAD10, whose product is annotated as acyl-CoA dehydrogenase family member 10. The transcript has 13 exons. NCBI's taxonomy places the organism in Eukaryota, Metazoa, Chordata, Aves, Accipitriformes, Cathartidae. The coding region runs from base 1 to 2148 and encodes 715 amino acids. The record is from RefSeq and is a predicted model, not a curated record.